AUAGAGCUUUUAUUGAGGAUAUUUCUAAGCUAACCAUCAGGGACCAAAUAGCUGGAUUGUAAAAAUUUCAGAGCUGAAUCACUCUGCUCCUUUUUUUCAUUCUUUCGCUCCUUUCUUUCUGUGAGAUCCAGCACUGCUCGCAAAGCACCCAGAAGCAAGCAGAAUGCAAGGAAUCUGCCCCCGGUUUUGGAUUAUCAGCCCCAGUAACGGGGCAAAUAUUUAAAGAGAGAGAGAGAGUUGAGAGAAUAGCCGGAAAAAGAUUUGAGAAGUUGUUGUGAAGGAGGUGCAGGGCACAGACGCCUCCUGUCCCUGGGUGUCAAACACCCCCCCGUGACCUCUCUGCCCUGCUCCCAAGAUCCCUGUGAGGUCUCAACUUCACCUCUUGACUGGCAGCUGUGGAGAUGAGGCUGGGAGACCUUGCAUCCUGCCUCUGCGUCCUGACCUGCUUGGACCUUCUGGCUGUGGUGGAGACCGCCGUGCCCCUGGAGGACUUCUACCCAUUUGGCCCAGACGAAGGGGACUCCCAAACCAUGAAGCAGGAUGAUGGUGGCUCCGGGCUCGUGGAGAUCUCCGUAGCGAUCCCUUUCUUUGGUGACAGGCACACAGGGCUCUAUGUCAACAACAACGGCCUAGUGUCUUUCCUAAGAGAGGUGUCCCAGUUCACUCCUGUGGCCUUUCCCAUCGCUGGUGACCGAAAGGUGGUCGCACCGUUCUGGGCAGACGUGGACAACAAGCGAGCAGGACAGGUCUUUUACAGAGAAACCAAAGACCCAGCCAUCCUUCAGAGGGCCACUGAUGACAUCCAGCAAUACUUCCCAGAGAUGCUCAACUUCACAGCAACAUGGGCCCUCAUUGCAACCUGGCACCGAGUCACUUUCUUUGGGGGCAAUUCUUUCACACCGGUGAACACAUUUCAAGUGGUCCUCAUCACAGAUGGAGAGCUGUCCUUCACAAUCUUUCACUACCAUAACAUCACUUGGACCACUGGGAUGCAUGCUAGCAGUGGUGGAGACCUUGCAGGACUUGGUGGGAUUGCCGCACAGGCAGGCUUCAAUGCAGGUGAUGGGCGGCGGUACUUCAACAUCCCUGGCUCUCGCACCGAUGAUGUGGUGGAUGUGGAAGAGACCACCAAUGUGGGCUAUCCUGGGCGCUGGGUCUUCCGCAUUGAUGACGCCCAGGUCCAGGUGGGAGGCUGCAACAACUCAGCAUCAGUGUGCCAGAACCUGAGGCCUUGUCUUAAUGGAGGCCGCUGCAUUGACGACUGCAUCACGGGCAACCCGUCCUUCACCUGCUCCUGUCUGGCUGGAUUCACUGGCCGCAGGUGUCAGAUAGACGUGGAUGAGUGUGCCUCGUACCCCUGCCAGAACGGGGGCAUCUGUACAGACCAAACAAAUAGUUUCAUCUGCCAAUGCCCACUUGGAUUCAAGGGCCAUCUGUGUGAAAUAGACGUUGAUGAGUGCCAUGAAAGACCCUGUCUCAACGAAGCAGAGUGUCUCCAGGGAGUGGGCAAUUUCACCUGCCUGUGCAGAGCAGGCUUCACUGGCACUCUGUGUGAAACAGAUAUCAACGAGUGUGACUCUCAGCCCUGUCUUAACGGAGGAGAGUGUGUGGACCAUGUCAACAAUUACACUUGCAGUUGCCUCGCUCUCUACACUGGAAGGAACUGUGAAACAGAACUAGAGAUCCAGACAAACUCCUCAUUAGCUGAAACAGAAACACCAACAGUGUCUUGUGCGGGAGAAGGCUGCGAGAAGCAUCAGAAAUGUGAAUACAUCAGUCCUGGGAAAUACAAUUGUACAUGCUUACCAGGUUACUACGGUGACAACUGUGAAGAGGAAUGUCUGUGCCAGAAUGGGGGUGUAUGUGUGGAUGUGAACGGCAGCUGUGACUGUCCAUCUGGGUAUACUGGCCUCUACUGCCAGUUUGAGGUCACUCAGACCCCCUGCAGUAGCAAUAGGCCCUGCCCGGAUGGAGGACCUUGCUUGGAAUAUGGGGGGAGGUACCUCUGUACUUGUCAGACAGGCAUCAGUGACAUUGACCACAAAGACUUCUACCCUUAUGUACAGCCCAGAUCAGUCUGUGAUUCAUCUCCCUGCCUGAACGGAGGCCUCUGCUAUGAGCGAGACGGGGGUUACACAUGCGAGUGCCAGCACGGCUAUAGGGGGAAGCACUGCGAGAAAGUCAGGCUCAGUAUCUGCGCAUCCAGCCCUUGUCGCAAUGGCGGCUCCUGUAAGGAGGAGGCAGGCAGCUACUACUGCGUUUGCCCCUACAGGUUCAUUGGGAAGCACUGUGAAGUUGGGAAGCCUGACCCAUGUUCAUCCAGCCCGUGUCUGAACGGAGGCACCUGCUUCCACUACAUUGGGAAGUACAAGUGCGAAUGUGCUGGAGGAUACAGCGGGAGACACUGUGAGAUCAGCAGUUCACUUGAAACUAUGACAAACCUUGACUGCGGGCCGCCUGUAAAGGUGAAACACGCUGAUGUGCAGUUCUCCUCCAGCUCACCGGGCUCCAUGGCGCUGUACACCUGCCACCCGGGCUACACGCCUCAUCCCCGUGCUACACAGAGCAUAUGUGGGAGCCAGGGGGCCUGGAGCCAGCCUCCAGUCUGUGACGAGAUCAACGAGUGCCUGUCACAGCCCUGUCUCAAUGGGGGCACCUGCCGGGACCGUGUGGCCGCUUACAUCUGUCAGUGUGAGGAAGGGUUCAGUGGACCUCGCUGCCAAACAGAUGAGAACGAGUGCCUGUCAGAGCCCUGCAAACAUGGAGGAACCUGCGUCGAUCAGCCUGGCUCCUACUAUUGCCACUGUGCCCAGGGUUUCACUGGUCAUGACUGUGAGACAGAAGAGGAUGGGUGUGAAUUAAACCCUUGUUUGAAUGGAGGGAUGUGUGUCGGCUACCGGGGGAGUCGUCUGUGCGUGUGCAAGGAGGGUUUCAUCGGCGAACGGUGCCAGACCUUGGAGAAUCCCUGUGCACUGCAGCCCUGUGGAAACCGAGGCUUCUGCCGCAGUGACAGGAGGGGGAACUACAGCUGCACCUGCAGGGUCGGCUACACUGGCAAGGACUGCGAAAAAGACCUGUUGCCACCCUCUGGCCUGCAUGUAGUUCGGGUGGAGGAGACAGAGGUGGAGCUGCACUGGGACCUCCCGGACGUCCCUGAAGGCCUCAUUAGCGGCUUCGCUGUCACAUACGCCCCGUUGGGCCGCGGAGCCCGCAAGACCGACUUCCUGGACAAGCAGCAGUCUGGGCACUUACUACGUGGCCUGGUGCCCGGACACCUGUACAACAUCUCCACCUUCUCCAUCAAGCGGAACGCCAAUAGCAAUGACAUCAGUCAACCUGCCGUUGCCCUCAUCCGGACCAGACCGCAGAAGGUGAAGCAGCUGCAGGUGGUCAACGUCUCGUCCUCACAAGUGUGGCUACGCUGGCUCCUGCAGGUGACCGGCCACUCGAUUGUCAGCCAGGUGCGCGUGUCCCUCGUCCCAGCGGACGACAGCGAGACCCAAACCGCCCUCCUCAACACGAGUGUUACAGAGUACAGCUUCAGUUCGUUGCUUCCCGGUCAGCUGUACACUGUGGAUGUGAUAACCCAGAGUGGACUAAGACCAGAGGAGCUGCCCUCCACCAGCCAUUCUGCUGGACCCCUGCAUGUCUGGACAAGGCCCCUGCCCCCUCAGAACCUUUCCCUGGCGCGUGUCACUGCCACGUCAGCCCAGGUCACCUGGGAGCGCCACCCCCGGAGCAUUCCGGACGGCUUCAUGGUCAACGUGACCAGAGGUCUGAGCACCAGGAGUCGCUAUCUGCCCAGCGGACAGGCGGGCUCCUACACCGUGCGUGACCUCGCCCCCGGACACCACUACCAGCUCUCAUUGACGGCUAUCUGCAAUGCUGAUCGACAGCAGGUCCACAGCGAGCCACAGCAUCUGGCUUUUACUACCUUACCCUUGGAGGCGCAGCUGGGGAGGCGGGAGAGGCCCACAGAGACUCACCGGGAACGCCAGGUGCCCCACCCCAUUGCCCCUACCGUAGAGCAGGACCUUGAUGUGACCGCUGACCAUGAGCGCUCAGAGCACCUGCCCAGAUACACAGAGCUUAUUGAUGGAAGGGGAAAGAUAACAGCCAAGUUCACAAACUUGCCAAAAAAGACCAUCAGGCAUCGAACAAAACCCGAACCUCCCAUCAAACUAGAGAGACUGGAGGAGACAACCAAUAAAAUUAGCCUGGCGCUCGAAAUCCCAGCGGAUGUGGCAGUAAAACAGCCUGAUGCCGCAUCCGGAGACUGCCGCACCCUGCCAUGUCACAAUGGGGGUACCUGCUCGAAUGCGGGCGAUUCCUUCGCCUGUGACUGCACGCCAGGUUUCAAAGGCAGGCAGUGUGAGCUUUUCUGCCAGAGGAUGCCACAUCCCUGCACCCGCCUCUACUCCGAGACCAAAAGCGUUCCCGUCUGGGAGGGAGGGGUUUGUCAUUACUUGUACAAACGGACCUACAAGGUCCAGCAGGAUGUCUGUUACAGAGAGGUCUGUGAGAUGAUGCUUUCUAAGAAAACUCACAACAGAAGAACUCAGAGGCAGCAGUGAACCAUUGGAAACUUUCCUCUGAAUGUCUUCUGAAAGGAGUUGGUUUCUGUGCGACUGACUGAACCCAUAUGAAGUCACUAUGGUUUCCAAGGACAUCUUACUUCCAUCUGGAACUGUUUAGCUUACACAGGGCCCACUGUCCCAUUGCUGUGCCUUCAGUCAUUUUCGGAUCCAUGAUAAUCCAGCAGUUCUGUUUGUGGUAGUGAUUCUUCACACAGCUGAAGCGGCAUUUACCUUUGGCUCUACAAAUCAGCAGCAGCAUUGAAUAAAUACAUUCCUUAAUUAUUAAAUGUUGAUGAUGGAUUGGAACAUUCUUAUAAAAUGGCAGUUUUGUCCCUCAGGGAAUUUGGUAUGCAGUAUGAUUGCAUUGCCCCGUCAUCACCUUACAACAUAAUAUUUUUCAUAAAAGGAACCUUUUCUGUGUAUAUG
Molecule: messenger RNA, 5003 nt
Organism: Scleropages formosus (Asian bonytongue)
Lineage: Eukaryota; Metazoa; Chordata; Actinopteri; Osteoglossiformes; Osteoglossidae
Gene: sned1
Product: sushi, nidogen and EGF-like domains 1
Exons: 32
Coding region: 402-4574 (1390 amino acids)
Biological process (GO): cell-matrix adhesion; Notch signaling pathway
Molecular function (GO): calcium ion binding; Notch binding
Source: RefSeq, a predicted model, not a curated record